AUGAAGGCCACAAUUUUUCGGAUUCUACCCAUCCUGUGGGCUGUCCUACUCCUCGCCGCUGUCGCCUACCGCGCCGUCGCGUCCGAUAACGAUCCAUACCGCUGCCGCGCCACCCUCGAAACAGGUCAAUGGAUCGACCAUCCAGAUGAGAAUGGGGAUCGAAUGCCUUUUAAACAAUGGCAGCCGGACGGCUGCUUGUUCCACCAGUAUACCUCGGCCGACAUCCGCCAGUGCAUGGAAGGCCGCAGCAUCCUAUUCAGCGGCGACUCCACCACUCGGGAGGUUGUCUACGGCCUUGGACGUCUCUUGGAUCGAGACAAAGCGGUAGAAUACCACGAGGAAAGGCUCGUCACCGACCGCAAGUUCGGCGUAAAAGGCACCUACAUAUUCCGCGGAAUCCAUGUAUUGUAUUCCAUGAACGCAUGGUUUGAGACCACGGGUGAAAAGUGGGAACCUGUGGUUGAGCAGCUCGAGCUGUUCCGAGAUGAAAGCAAGAACCAUGUACCCAUCGCGGAUCAGAAGAGUCCCGCGCUUCUGGUGAUGGGAGGGGGUCCUUGGUUCACGAAUCCGAAAGGAGACACGGUCGCGCUGAAGCAAACGUUCGCCAGCAAUCUUUCCAGCCUGUCCGAACUCCUGGGCAGCCGGCCUGAUUUCGCUACUGCGCCGAUGGAUCCUCUCGAUGGCAUCGGUAACCAGUUCUUCUUCGCCCCUCCCGCGCUCCCAAUUUACACUGGAAAUGUCGAGAAAUUGCGCAAGAAAAUAAAGGUUUCGCGGCCACAAAUCGCCGACUAUCGAGAAUACCUGCGCGAGAACGCCGAUGACUUCAACUUCCCCCUCGCAUGGGCCAUCCCGAGGCUUGAACUGGAUCAGAAUCAAACCAUUGCCGAUAUCACAAGCCUUGGAUGGCAUGCCAUCGACAUUGUCGCCGAGGCCAAGGCUAAUAUUUACCUGAACCUCCGGUGCAACGCCAAGCUUGAUCGUCAGAAAGGGUACCCGUACAAUCGUACCUGCUGCACCGACUACGGGAAUAGAUCAACGGUCCAGCAAACGCUCCUGGUUCUUGGUCUAUUAUACCUGGUCGGCUGCGUCCUUUGUGAAACAUGGGAUCUGGUCACUCGCCGCAACAGUCCUUGCUCGCGACUCCUGAACAUGGAAACGGGCUCCUUUGUCAUGGCGCUGCUGAUGUGCUACUACGCUGAUCGUACACAAAUGAUGGCAAAGGGUGGGAAACUAUGGUCAUACACUGACUUUAGUAUUCUCUGCAUCCCCUGCAUUGCCAUUGCCCUCGCUACUAUCCGCAAGUCGCGGGGAUCACGUCCCAAACCUGAAGUCCUAUUAGUCGAGGUAGACUCACCCUAUUUGUCCCGAGAGCAGACCGAAGAAUGGAAGGGCUGGAGUCAGUGUGUGAUUAUGGUGUACCAGUGGACCGCUGCCGAACGGUCACCGAUGCUCUACAUCUUCGUCCGGCUUCUCGUCGCCGCCUAUCUCUUCCAGACUGGAUAUGGGCACACCACUUUCUUCUUGACAAAGAAGGAUUAUUCUUUGAAGCGUGUGGCGGCCGUUCUCCUCCGUCUCAAUCUCCUCACAUGCUCGCUGGCAUACUUUAUGAACACAGAGUACAUGUUCUAUUACUUCUCGCCACUUGCCAGCUUCUGGUUUAUUGUCAUUUACAUCACCAUGGCCGUCGGUCAUCGUAGCUGGAACCACGAUGUCCAGCUGAUUCUCGUCAAGAUCUGCGUCUCUGUCGUCGUCGUCGCGUUCGUUGUGCUUGGGUCCCCGCUGACCGAAUGGACAUUCGCUGUCCUCCGAACUUUGUUCAAGAUCGAAUGGAGCCUCAAGGAGUGGGAGUUUCGGGUUUCGUCGGACCUUUUUAUUGUUUACAUCGGCAUGCUCGCCGCAGUAGCAAAUUUCACGACCGAGAAAGCCCUGAACCUGGCCCUGCGACAUUCGGUGGCAUUGGUUGCCUUCGUGAUCAUGUUGGGCUACUGGUUCACUUACUCAACGAAGCUUGACUCGAUGGGCGACUACCGUCUCUGGCAUCCGUAUACCUCGUCUGUGCCUAUAUUGGCCUUCAUCGCCAUUCGAAACGCCACGAGCCCGCUCCGCAACUACUCCUCAAAGGCGAUGGCCUGGCUUGGUCGAUGCUCCCUUGAAGUAUACGCACUGCAAUUCCACAUUUUGCUUGCGGCUGACACUGAAGGCGUCCUUGCCAUUGACGCAUUCAAGGGCGACGGAUCCCUUAUGGACCGGUGGAGGUCCCUCGUUUUUAUUGUGCCGGUUUUCCUCUGGAUCAGCGCCAGGACGGCGAAAGCAACAGGAAAUCUCAUCAAUAUCAUCUUAGACACGAAACCACAACUAGAAACUAUCGAUGGAGUUCAGUUAUCCAAUAUGCAGGAGAAGGAUCACGACGAUCCUUCUGAUGACUACCAGAAUGAACACUUCCUCGACAACCCAGACUCUACGCUUCACCACACAGACACUAGGGUAGCCAGGCACGUAAAGCGAGAACCGUCAUCAGAGUCCCUCUUGAGCUCUCUUCCGGCUCGCCUCAUCGUUAUUUUGCUGCUCAUGUGGUUUCUCAACCUGCUGAGCCCCUCCUUGGCCAGACUUCCCAUCCCCGAUGGCAUCACUAGCAACGAAUUGCCACCUCCAACCACACAUAAUCAAGGGAACACGGAGGCCUAA
Molecule: messenger RNA, 2685 nt
Organism: Ilyonectria robusta
Lineage: Eukaryota; Fungi; Ascomycota; Sordariomycetes; Hypocreales; Nectriaceae
Product: CAS1 domain-containing protein
Exons: 2
Coding region: 1-2685 (894 amino acids)
Source: RefSeq, a predicted model, not a curated record